AUGGUUAAACAACUUCGUAUUCAUUACGGUGACAGCUUUCCAACACCUGUAAGAAAAUUCCUAAUUCCCUUUAUUACCGCGAAUCUGGCUGAUGCGGUGGUUCGUGUCGUCAAGAUUAUGGAAGACUUGGGGGAUGGUAUAGCAGAUCCUUAUGUUCAACCUAGUAUUCCUCCUACUAGCACCACUGACACUCCACUUCACAUCAAACUCUCAAAAAGUUUGACAGUGAAGGAAAUUCAAUCCCUUCUUGGUUCUCUACAUCCUGAGGUUGACUGGGCCGAGGUAAUUCAAACGGAGGUUUUUAAUAAAGCACCAGUUGGAGCGAACCAGAAGGAGGUACUAGCCGCGUGGCUGGAAAACGCCUUCAAAACGGGCAAACUCCAUCCAGCUAAAGUGAUGGCAGCCCUACAAGAGCGUGUACGCAACCCUCAUAUUCGAAAGCUGCCGGCAAAUAUUGCAGCACAGCUUCCGCCACCGAAUGAGACUCCACCAACGCCGCCAUCUACCUCUGCACCGGAUUUGGAUAGCAACAUUCUCACGGACACCGAUGACUGGUCCUCGAAUACAUCUUUUCAGUCAGAGAAGAAAUCACUGAGUGAGGAUGAUGCUGGUUUGCACAUGGACGCGCCGACUGAGGAGAAGCUGGCAUUUGAAGAUAGGGAGGUGAAACCGCGGCCUUCGUUGACCAAUGUAUUAGUGGAUAAGAAGGAGAGUUUGGUGCAAAACUUUCAAGAUUUUAACGUUGUUUCUUUGAGUGGCAGAAUGCUAAAGUUGAUCAUUGAUCGUCCGGAGUUCCAAGCAGUACUUGCCAAGGAGACGAAAAUUCACUUGGAACUGUCAACUUCCCAAAUAUACUUUAUCAAUAAUGUCGACAGAUUUAUACAAAAUGACUACGUACCGACACUACGUGAUAUUCUGCUUGUUCAAAUGCCUUGCAAUGCCGUUCGAGAAUCUCUCCUCCAAAUCGGGUCCACUUCAUUAAGGUUAGUUAACGUAGGUGAUCAGCGCGGAGAUCGUCGGAAGUGGAUUUCCCUAUUCGAGACCGUGCACGCAGUCCUUUUCUUUGCGUCUUUAAUUGAUUUUCUAGAAAGAAGUCAACUUCCCGAAUUCAAGACAAAACUAGAUGAAAGUCUGGAGUACUUUUGGUUUAUUAUGGAAUCUCUACCCCUAUCACGAAAAGACUCCGUUCUCUUUCUCACAAAAAAGGACAUUCUUCCAGUACUUCAAUCAAACGAAAAGAUCACUGUAGCCUCAAACUAUCCAGAGCUUCAAGAAUUUAAAGAUCCAGAAACGUGCAUUGCUACACAGCGCAAUCUAUAUCUGUCCAAGCACAAGGAAAGGGGUCAAAAAACGGGUCGUGUUUUUAUCCACUCAGUGUGCCUUCUUGAUAUUGAUGAAAUGAAGGCCAAGUCUAGAAGCGCCCUCAAAGGUGUGCUCGAUUCAAACUUCCGACGCCAUGCGAUGUUUUAG
Molecule: messenger RNA, 1470 nt
Organism: Echinococcus granulosus
Lineage: Eukaryota; Metazoa; Platyhelminthes; Cestoda; Cyclophyllidea; Taeniidae
Product: Guanine nucleotide-binding protein alpha-15 subunit
Exons: 6
Coding region: 1-1470 (489 amino acids)
Biological process (GO): adenylate cyclase-modulating G protein-coupled receptor signaling pathway
Cellular component (GO): heterotrimeric G-protein complex
Molecular function (GO): G protein-coupled receptor binding; G-protein beta/gamma-subunit complex binding; guanyl nucleotide binding
Source: RefSeq, a predicted model, not a curated record